Molecule: messenger RNA, 1143 nt
Organism: Parnassius apollo (apollo)
Lineage: Eukaryota; Metazoa; Arthropoda; Insecta; Lepidoptera; Papilionidae
Source: the annotation of a GenBank genome assembly
AUGCAUCGUCUUUUUACUGAGCUGGAGCCAUCUAUUACUGUCACCGAGCAAAACCUGGCAGACCGAGUUCGGUAUAUCUUACGCUCAAAUAUAUUUGAUGGCGCCGAACUCGAACGGCUACGACGUGAGGCUGUUCCCUCAUCAAAUGAAAACGCUACGACUGAGAGUGCGGUGCCACAAGUUGCAGAACAACCCGCACACGUGGAUGCCGCCGAGAAUACCCCAGUGGUUGCUGAUUCAAAUGAUGAUGGAACAUUCACCCAGGAACUAGAAAUAGAGCAAAUGAGGAGUACAUUGGAAGAGGCGAUUAUGGAAACGCGCAGUACGCCUCUCGAAAAUCGACCGCGACUUCCCCGCAUAGCCCUAAGCAAGCGGAAUCGGGCUGUCGUGAGGGCUCUGAACCCAAUGCUGGUGACCUAUUUGGAAGCCAGCCGGGACCUUUGCGAGACGGACUCAAUUCUCUUUGGCGCCGCACUGGCAGUCUGCCGUAUUAUAGGCGCCAAACUUUCCACGGCUGGACGCACUACUGGACAAAGUAGUGCUAUCCCAGCCUGGAGAACAAGAAUUGAAGAACGUAUCGCAAAGGCUAGGGCCCUCAUCGGCAGACUGAUAUGCUUCAGGUCAGGCAAUACCAGGCCAAGGAUUGUGCGCACCGUCAGGAUGGCGUUUGCUGGGACAAAUGUUAGUUUGUCCCAGCCGGAUAUAAUGCAAAAACUGACGGAGCGCAUAGACGACCUGAAGCAGAGAAUCGCUGCUUGGGGAAAGCGAAUUCGGCGAUAUACCGAGAGGUCGACACGGUUCAACCAGAAUCGUCUCUUCCAGAGUGAUCAGAAGAGGCUCUAUAAAUCAUUGGAGCGACCAAUGGUAAGUGGAACGGGCCCAGUACCGAAUCAGGCCGACACGGUCGCAUUCUGGCGCAGCCUGUGGUCAGAGCCCGUAAACCACAACGAGGGCCCUUGGACGGAAGUUGUGGCGAGUCAGUGUGCGGGUAUUACGCCCAUGGACCCCGUCACCAUAACGCCGGAUGACGUAGCUGAGGCGGUCCGUAGGGCCCCGAACUGGAAAAGUCCGGGACUCGACGGGCUGCAUCACUACUGGCUGAAGGGGUUCGUGUGCAUGUUAGAACAGGGUAAUGAUCGGUGA